GACUUCUAUCGACGAAAAUGGCUGAGAUACGACAGAGGAAGCUGAAAAUAUAUACCAGGGCUGACGUACAAACUCACAACAAGCCUGACAGUUGUUGGGUCGUUAUAGGUCGAAUGAUAUACGAUGUUACUGAAUUCCUACAAGAUCAUCCUGGUGGCGAUGAUCUUAUAUUGAAAUACGCUGGGCAAGAUAUUGAAGGUGCUAUGAAAGCCACCAAUGGCAUAGAAGAUCACCCACAUACCCCAGCGGCGUUUGGAAUGAUGUCCGAAAUGAUUGUCGGCAAAUUAGAUUCAGGCGCCCGUAUAGUCGACGAGAAUUGGGUUGCUACCGAUGACUUCGUACCAGAAGAGAGUAAUAUUCAAGAAGACCUCGAAAGAUGUGAGUUUUUGGACCUCAGUAAGCCACUUUUACGCCAAGUUUGGGAGAGCAACUUUAGUAAAGACUUCUACUUGGAACAAGUCCACCAGCCUAGACAUCUUAAGAAGAGUGCUAGAUUAUUCGGCUACGAUUUCUUGGAAAUGUUCACUGUCACACCAUGGUACGUUAUUCCAAUAAUCUGGGUUCCUAUCACUUUGUAUCUCUUGACGAGAAGUUAUAUGGAGUUCAGCACGAAGUUCGGGGGCGCCCUUGGCGGUCUUUCUACCCUCGGUUGCUUUCUCACUGGAAACGUAAUCUGGACAAUUUUAGAAUACGGAAUGCACAGAUUUCUCUUCCACGUCGAUGACUAUUUACCUGACAGGCCAUUCUUUUUGAUGUUACACUUCCUCUUGCAUGGUAUACACCACUAUUUACCAGCAGACGGUUUGAGAUUGGUCAUGCCACCAAUCUUGUUCACUGUUUUACAAUAUCCCUUUACACAAUUAGCAUACAAGAUCUUCCCAGGCACGGCGAUAGCCAAUGGUAUUAUAUCUGGUUCAUUCGCGUUUUACGUUCUUUACGACUGUAUGCAUUACGCAUUACACCAUACAAAACUACCAAAUUACCUCAAACAAAUGAAAUCCUACCAUUUGAAGCACCAUUACUCAAAUUUUGAGUUGGGAUUCGGUGUAACUUCAAAAUUCUGGGAUUUGGUUUUCAAAACUGAACUUAAAUAGACUUAUUGUACUUUUCUCGUAGGCUUUUUAAUAUAAUUUAUGUAAUCC
Molecule: messenger RNA, 1142 nt
Organism: Wallemia mellicola CBS 633.66
Lineage: Eukaryota; Fungi; Basidiomycota; Wallemiomycetes; Wallemiales; Wallemiaceae
Product: fatty acid-2 hydroxylase
Exons: 2
Coding region: 18-1094 (358 amino acids)
Biological process (GO): fatty acid metabolic process; lipid biosynthetic process
Cellular component (GO): membrane; endoplasmic reticulum
Molecular function (GO): fatty acid 2-hydroxylase activity; iron ion binding; heme binding
Source: RefSeq, a predicted model, not a curated record